Messenger RNA from Triplophysa rosa, 5982 nucleotides. It is a transcript of the gene ntn5, whose product is annotated as netrin 5. The transcript has 7 exons. NCBI's taxonomy places the organism in Eukaryota, Metazoa, Chordata, Actinopteri, Cypriniformes, Nemacheilidae. Bases 284 to 2827 code for a protein of 847 amino acids. Gene Ontology annotation, molecular function: protein binding. The record is from RefSeq and is a predicted model, not a curated record.
UAUUUGUACAUACAUUCUAAUCGUUAUUAAUGUGGGGCCUAUAAAAAGGCACGGUCUAACUGCGUUGAGUUUUUUGAGUGGAUGUGUGCCAGUGUUAGAGAAGGAGUUGACGUCAGGGCGAUACGUAACUCUGCCGCGGCGCAGUGAAUGCAGGAGGAGUUGUUAAUGCGCGCUGCUCUCCCUCAGAGUAUAUGUCUGCUGUAUUUGCCGUGCACUUAUUGAUCAACUAGGACGCGGCUACGUUGGCAAACCGCCGUUGGCACCCACAUGGCUCGAUGACAUCAUGUCCAGAUAUCACUCCCCUCUUUUCCAGACCAUCUCCUUUCUUUUCACCCUCUUCCCUCUUUCCCUUCUUUCACCUCUUCUUUCUCAAUCUCCUCUCAGCUGGACUUCUCCACAUGACCCCUGCUACCAUCUGGAUGGGCGUCCGCGCCACUGCCUGUCAGAAUUUAUCAAUGCUGCAUAUGGAGUGCCUGUGACCAUGGAGGAUAUCCAGCAAGCACCCAAGACAAACAUCAGCACCUUAACAGACCUUCAUAAUCCUCACAAUCUGACAUGCUGGAUGCCUGUUGAAGGCUCGGGUGGCAGGGAUUGGACUUUCACAAUUCCCCUGGGCAGACGCUUUGAAAUCACAUACAUUAGUCUUCAGUUUUGUCAACAGGUGGAGUCGGUGGAGUCUUACUCCAUCACCAUCUUAAAGUCGAUGGACUUUGGCAGGAGCUGGCGCCCCCUACAGUAUUACUCCAGUAACUGUAUGGGUAUGUUUGGCCUUCCCGCUCAGUCUAUUGCUCAGACAAGGCACCAAGAGACAGAGGCUCUGUGUUCAGAUCCCAGGCCACUACAGAAGCAUCGUGGAAAUAUUGUCCUGGCUUUCUCGACUUUGGAUGGACGUCCUUCAUCACCAGAUUUUGACUAUAGUCCAGGGCUCCAAGACUGGGUGACUGCUACUGACAUAAGGAUAGUGUUUAACCAGUCAGUGGCAAAAAUGAACAAGCAGGAAGAAAAACAGAAUGAGGUGGAAGGUGCGUUAAGAUGGAGGGCAGGGAGAGAAAGGAUGACUAAAGCACUGAAGUUUGGGGAGAAAGAUACAGGCACUAAAACAUCAACGAUUCGGGAAACUAGUCAAGACAGAAAGACAGAAAAGGCCACACAGAGAUAUCGGAAUAAAAGUACUUUACAGCUAAAUGGACACAACGUCACCCGGAAGGAGUUGGGGUCUCAAGACAGAGUGGGAAGAGGUAAGGUGAGGAGUCGCAAGAAAGAAAACUGGAAACCGUGCCAGGAUGGCACCUGUAAAUGGUCCCUAAAUAACCAGCAGGCUCCCAAGGGGCGAGAGUUAAGGAGAAGACGAAAUAAUGGAGGGAGAGAUAAGUCCCAUUCUAUAUCAAGAAGAAAGGCUCCACAAGACCUCCCUCCGUCUGCUCUUUCUGCCCCAUCUAAUUUCCCUCUCGCCCUUUCCGACCUGCAGGUCGGAGGCAGAUGCAAAUGCAAUGGCCAUGCCUCACGCUGUCGCCGAGACAACCAGGGCCGUGCUGUGUGUCAGUGUGAGCAUCAUACGUCUGGACCAGACUGUGAUGUAUGUGAGCAUUUUUUUUAUGAUCGCCCAUGGCAGCGGGCCACCCCCAGCCAACCACACCCGUGCGUCCCAUGUGAAUGUAAUGGUCAUUCUACUAAGUGUAGGUUCAGUAUGGCUGUGUAUCAGCAGUCCGGUCGAGUCAGGGGAGGCGUCUGUUUGAAGUGUCGGCAUCACACAAUGGGACGGCAUUGCCAGUUCUGCCAGAAUGGAUACACACGGGACCACAGCAAACCACUCAGCCAUCGCAAGGCCUGCCAACCAUGUCAGUGCCACCCAAUGGGUGCAUUGGGCCAUUGGUGCAACCAGUCAUCAGGGCAAUGUUUGUGUAAAGAGGGAGUCACAGGGCAGAGGUGUAACCGUUGUGCCCCUGGAUAUAAGCAAGGCCACUCACCCCUUCGACCCUGCAUUCGUAUUCAGGAGGUUGCGCCACCCACCCCAGUUUACCAGCCCCAGUACAGCAUUGGUGAGGAGUGUCUUUCCUACUGUCCACCCUCCCAAGCUAAAGUCAGAAUGAGUUUAGAAACGUAUUGCCUCAAGGACUAUGUGCUGAAGGUUCAGGUGAAAGGUAAGGAACGUUCCGGCCCCUGGUGGCAGUUUUCUGUGUUGGUCCAUACAGUUUUCCGCACAGGUUCAUCACACGUGAAACGAGGCCUUCAGGCUCUCUGGGUUCCUAACCGGGACCUGACCUGUGGCUGCCCUGCACUUCAGGUGGGUCGAAGCUUCCUUCUGAUUGGUGCAGAGGAAAGUGGGCGGAGUUGGGUCCCGGAGGAAAAGCGAUUAGUUGCCGAUCGCACCACAAUGGCUUUGCAGUGGCGGGAACACUGGAGCCCAAAAUUAAGAGGCUUUCGUGGGCAGGACACCAGGGGAAAGUGCCCACAGGGAAACACCACUGCACAGAAACACUCAGACCCAAACUUGUAUGAAGAAUACACACCCCCACAUCUUGAGAAACUUCACCCUGAAGUUCAUUUACGACACAAACAUACGCACACAACGACACAUAAACACAAAGCCUUACAUGGAAGAAGUCUAAAUACAGCAAGGCACCUUGAGCAAGAAGAGGACCGUAAGGCCGAAAAUGACAGCCGUAAUGGAAGAUACUCCACAUCUACCUCUCCUCCGGAUACAGAGAAUAUAUUGCAGAACACUCCGGAUCCUCUGUUAGGUACUACAAAGAUUAGUCACAGCAAUGAGCAUGACCAGUAUCACCCAACAGUGUGUCCAACAUGGUCACCUGAGCGACCUGUCUGAUAGAGUGAGAGAUAAUGAGCAGAGAGACCUAAGGUGAGAUUCCACUGGGAAAAAUGUACAGAUGCUUAGGGAUAUUCUAUCUGUCAGACCUCUAGUCCUAUUAUAUUCACUUUUUUUUAUUGAAGGUGCUACAUACUGUAAUGUUCUUCACAGCAAUGCCAUAAAAAACAUUUUUGUUCACCCAAAGACCCUUUUGGUCACCAUUUGUUUCUUGCCUUUUCAUAGUUUAAAGAACUUUUUCCAUGUUAUAUGAGUUUUCCCAUGAGGAUGUUAAAGUUUCUUUAUGGAACUUACAGGCAAAAAUGGUUCUUCGGUGGCAUAGUAGAACACCUUUAUUUUUAAUAGUUUAGGAUGUGUCUAUUGCCGAGCCACUGAUGUCACUGAAUAUUCACAUGCUGUAUUUAACUGCUUAUGUGUUGAACUUGUAUUAUUAUUUUGACAGAAAAUGAUUUUGCACCCCAUCCAUGAAAACACUAGUUCAAAACUUUUAACUUCUGGAAAACUGAAUGUUGUAGUCACUUAAGAUGUUACCCUAAAUGCAUUUAUGUUUAGUCUACAGUGUUAUGCGUGAUAGUGGCUCACAUUCACAGUUGAUUUCAAUUUUGUGUUUUUUUUUUAGUUUCAAGAAGCACAGUUUUUCAGGUCAGAAGCUGAGAAAUUGUACCCUGUAUUGUCAGAUCUUUGACGAAAGCAUUGAAUUUUGGGUAAACAAGAAAAUAAAAUGCGAUGUAUGCCAGACUGUAUUAUGCUUUCACGAUUCAAGUAAUAUUUUUGUUUUGGUGGCUUGGCUAAAACUGUAAACACAAAGGCGGUGAAUUCAGACUGUAGAAAUAUUAAACUGAACUUCAAAUGGUGCCUUUUAAAGUCGUAUUAUUGUGAACUUCUCAAACUAUCAUUCAACAUGUAAAUGUUACAAAUAUCAGUGAUUUACGUAACACUCUACCUCAUAAUAAAUACUGUAAACACACAUUGUAAUGUUGUUUAUUUAUAAAUUUGCUUCCUAUAUAAAACAAUACAGAUGGGUGUAAAAAUUACUUACAUUACUUCAAAGAGAAGGAAAGUUAUUGCAUACGAGUCUGCACUGUAAAAAACUAGUAAGAUUCACUGCAAAUUUACGCAAAAAAAUUAAUUGUUAAUUUAAUAAAUUUCACUUAAAAACAGUGUAAAAAACUUUCCCCAAAAGUAAAAUAUAAUGUAAAAAACAGUCAGUGCCAAUAGUCCUGUGGUUAGUGUGCCGACAUAUAGUGCCAGUGCACUAUAUGCCUGACCCAAGUUCGAUUCCUGUCUAGCGUCCUAUGCUGGUCCCACUCCCCUGUCUCUAUCCAAUUCUUUCCUGUCUGUUCUCUGCUGUCCUGUCAAAAAAAAAACUGUGUGUAUAAUUUGCACAAGAAAAUUAAGUAAAUCCUAUAGCUGUUUUUUACAGUGUGGAGGGGGAAAGACACGUGGGGAGAGUCAGUAAAAGCAAGCCAGACAGGCAAUGAUGCACCUGCUAUGUUUCCACAGGAAACACCUGUUCCCAGUUUUCCUGUCUGCCUGACUGACGACAGUUAAUUUAGUGUAAGAAAUCUCCCACAGCUUGAAGAAUCAAACUGCCCUCUCAUUUCCUCGUGAAUAAUAUUGCAGGAAGUCUUACUAACUCAUGUGCUCCAACAUCCACAUGUCCUCUAUUUUGUCUACCAGUCAAGUGUGUGUAUCAGAUAACACGCUCUUAACACUAUCUGAGCCCCCUUAGACACACAGUUGUGCGAUGUCUUGAUACAUCACAUGUGUGACAUUUUUGACACAGUAAAACAAAACAAAAAUAGUUUCACCUGUACAUUUAGGCAUGCAGUUCGUAAAGACACCCGAUUGUCUAGUACUCGAAACCCCCACAAGAAUAUGGAUCUUUGUUUACUGGGGAAUUUUUACGAGACACGAGGCCUACAGUACAUUAAGAGACAAAGUUCAAUAAGCUGUACAGCACUCUCUCCUGUUCUUUCUCACAGUGUGAGUAAUGAUACCAUAGAUCGAACCACAGUGUUAAAAAAGCCUGUGUGAACAUGCUGCCGGCACGCUCAUGUUCAAAUCAUGCACGCAUACACAUGGACAGGCACAACGAAACAAGAUACACACACACGGCUUCUGUUAACCCGAGAGUGAGGAGGUCAAUCCAGUUGAUCUCUUGCAUGCAUGCCGCUCAUACGAACACAUUGCGUCCAUGGCAACAAGAUUCCUGCUCUGUGUUACCUCUAAUAAAACCGGUGCCAACUUUGAUAUAUUCACUCGUUCACUGUACCACACUCUAACCCUCAAACAUACAACUGUGUGGCACAUUAGGUUGUAGGCCAAACAUCAUCAAAUACAAGUAAAUGACAGACAAUGAUUACUGAAAAAACCUUCAGGUUUCUAUAGCAUCCAUAAUAUUAAUGUCACCUUUGAAGACAUACUAACUUGCAUACUAUCAUGUGAACGUACUGUUAACACAGACAGACAGACAUUGCUAAAACAUACAGGUCCUUUGUUUUUGUUAUUCAGUCAAUCGUUCUCCUUUUGUUGAGAGCAAUAUCUUUUGUGUUAUCUUCUCUGCAUUAGCACUGGCUUGCAGGAGCCCUGAUUUCGUUCAUAAACCAUUCGAUGCUUAGUUGAAACUGGGGCAUGUCUGGAUGGCGUUACCACAUACAUCUGACACUGCUGCACUUUUCCUGUGGUAAACGCUGGGAACGGCAGCGAUUUUCCAAGUUGGGAUUACGGAUCAAAGUCAAAUUCAUGCAGAAGGAGGGAGAAGGAAUCCCACCCCGGCCAGGUGGGGUAUAAAUUGAGGUGAAAAGCAACACCCAGCGAACUUAGGGGAGGUUGGGAAGCUGGGAUCUCUUUGAAGUAUUGGUUCAUGCCAUGGUGAACUUGGUCUUGUUGAAGCUGAACUAUAACGGAUUGAUUUGCAUGGAUGUUGGGGUGAGGGGCUGGGGAAAGAGUGGUAGAGCUAUUGAUGGCCCCCACAAGUGUAUGUGUGUGUGAGAGAGUGAGUGAACAGGCCAUCUGUGUUAGGAUAUUACAAGUGUCUCACUUCACCUUUUCCCCUAUUGCCCUCUGAGCCCACCCAGAGUCUCUGAAUCUAAAAUGUAGUCAGUACAAGGGUUAACACUCAAGUAAACUAUACUGCUGUGGUCCUGUGUUUU